Messenger RNA from Sorex fumeus (smoky shrew), 5168 nucleotides. RefSeq names its product BRD4 interacting chromatin remodeling complex associated protein (gene BICRA). NCBI's taxonomy places the organism in Eukaryota, Metazoa, Chordata, Mammalia, Eulipotyphla, Soricidae. The record is from RefSeq and is a predicted model, not a curated record. Gene Ontology annotation, cellular component: SWI/SNF complex. Gene Ontology annotation, biological process: positive regulation of DNA-templated transcription.
UUGGCAUUUAAUUAAAAAAAAAAAAAUUUCCCCCCUGCACCCGAGGGGUCCUCCCCGGCGCGGGCGCGGGUCCGGGGCGGCCGGGCCGCGGCGCGGGGCGGCGGCAGGGGCCUGGCGGAGCUGCCGGGCGGCCGCCAUGCGAUCAGGCAGUGCGCUGACCGGCCCGGCCGGUCGGCCCCUUCUGGGUCCUCCCUGUGCAGCCCGUGCGGGGCCGUCUCGGAGACCCCGCGCCGACGGCUGCUCAAACAUCAGGCUGGCUCUCGAAAGCACCCUCCCCCCGUCCCCAGCCGGGGGCCCCGUGUAAAGCUGGAGUGGACGCCCCCCUCCUUCCCUUCAUGAUCCGUUCGUAGCUCAGUGGCGAUGGAUGAUGAGGACGGGAGAUGCUUACUAGACGUGAUCUGUGACCCCCAGGCCCUCAAUGACUUCUUACAUGGAUCCGAGAAGCUCGAUGGUGAUGACCUCCUGGAUAACCCCGGGGAGCCCCAAAGUGCCUUCUAUGAAGGUCCUGGGCUCCAUGUCCAAGAAGCUUCCGGCAACCAUCUGAACCCAGAGCCCAGCCAGCCAGCGCCCAGCGUGGACCUUGACUUCCUGGAAGAUGAUAUCCUGGGCUCGCCAGCCGCGGGGGGCGGCGGGGGCGCCGGAGCGGCCGAGCAGCCAUGUGACAUUCUACAGCAGAGCCUGCAAGAGGCCAACAUCACCGAACAGACGUUGGAGGCCGAGGCCGAGCUGGACCUGGGCCCCUUCCAGCUGCCCGCCCUGCAGCCCGCAGACGCCGGCUCUGGGGCGGCGGGCGCUGGAGGGGCAGCCCCCGUGGCCACUGGGCCCCAGGCCCUGUUCCCGGGCAGCGCCGACUUGCUGGGGCUGCAGGCACCCCCCACUGUGCUGGCCCACCAGGCGCUGGUGCCCCCGGCGGACGUGGUGAACAAGGCGCUGAGCGUGCAGCCUUUCCUGCAGCCCAUGGGCCUGGGCAACGUGACGUUGCAGCCCAUCCCUGGGCUCCAGGGCCUGCCCAAUGGCAGCCCUGGGGGCACGGCAGCCGCCACGCUGGGCCUGGCGCCCAUCCAGGUGGUGGGCCAGCCGGUCAUGGCCCUCAACCCGCCUGCCUCGCAGCUCCUGGCCAAACAGGUGCCCGUCAGCGGCUACCUGGCCUCGGCGGCCGGUCCCUCGGAGCCGGUAACACUGGCCUCGGCCGGCGUCUCCCCACAGGGAGCUGGCCUGGUCAUUCAGAAGAGCCUGCCAGCCGCCGUGGCCACCACUCUCAACGGGAACUCUGUGUUCGCGGGGGCAGCAGCCGCAGCCACAGCGGCGGCCAGUGGGGCGCCCUCAGGACAGCCGCUGGCGGUGGCCCCCGGCCUCGGCACGUCGCCGCUGGUGCCUGCACCCAACGUGAUCCUGCACCGCACACCCACGCCCAUCCAGCCCAAGCCCGCCGGGGUGCUGUCCUCCAAGCUCUACCAGCUGACUCCCAAGCCCUUUGCCCCCGCGGGUGCCACGCUCACCAUCCAGGGCGAUGCCGGGGCUCUGCCGCCGCAGCCCAAGGCCCCCCAGAACCUGACUUUCAUGGCGGCGGGCAAGGCGGGCCAGAACGUGGUGCUGUCGGGCUUCCCUGCGCCCGCCCUGCCUGCCAACGUCUUCAAGCAGCCCCCGGCCAGCACCCCCGGGGCCGCCCCGCCACAGCCGCCCAGUGCCCUGAGCAAACCCAUGAGCGUCCACCUGCUCAACCAGGGUAGCAGCAUUGUCAUCCCGGCCCAGCACGUGCUGCCCGGGCAGAACCAGUUUCUGCUGCCCGGCGCCUCGGCCGUGCAGCUGCCCCAGCCGCUCUCAGCCCUGCCGGCCAACGUGGGGGGCCAGAUCCUGGCGGCCGCCGCGCCCCACGCUGGCGGGCAGAUCAUCGCCAACCCCAUCCUCACCAACCAGAACCUGGCGGGCCCCCUGAGCCUGGGCCCCGUGCUGGCGCCCCACUCGGGCCCGCACAGCGCGGCCCACAUCCUCUCGGCCGCCCCCAUCCAGGUGGGCCAGCCCGCCCUCUUCCAGAUGCCCGUGUCGCUGGCCGCCGGCAGCCUGCCCACCCAGAGUCAGCCGGCCCCCGCUGGCCCCGCCGCCACCACUGUGCUCCAGGGGGUCACCCUGCCCCCCAGCGCCGUGGCCAUGCUCAACACCCCUGAAGGGCUGGUGCCACCUGCCAGUGCCGCCGCCUCUGGGGAGGCUACGCCAGUCCUGGCGGUGCAGGCGGCGCCCCAAGCGCCCCCGGCGGUCAGUACGCCGCUGCCGCUGGGCCUCCAGCCGCAGGCCCCGCCGCCCUCGCAGGCCCCCGCCCCGCCUCAGGCCUCCACCCCACAGCCCAGUCCGGGCCUGGCGGCCAGCCCAGAGAAGAUCGUCCUGGGGCAGCCGCCAUCGGGGGCCCCCGCCACGGCCGUUCUCACUCAGGAGCCCCUGCAGAUGUUCCUGCCCCAGGAGAGGAGCCAGCAGCCCCUCUCCAAAGAGGGCCCCCACCUCUCCGUGCCCGCUUCGGUCAUAGUCAGCGCCCCACCUCCCUCACAAGACCCAGCCCCGAGCACCCCCGCCAGCACAGGAGCCGGCCCGGGCCCGCAGGCCCCCGACAGCCAGGCUGCCCCGGCAUCGGGCCCCCAGAUUCCUGCAGCGGCUCCCCUGAAGGGCCCCGGCCCUGCCUCGUCCCCCUCACUACCUCACCAGGCCCCCCUGGGGGACAGCCCGCACCUGCCCUCCCCGCACCCGGCCCGACCCCCUUCUCGGCCCCCCUCCCGCCCACACUCCCGGCCCCCCUCCCAGCCCCAGACCUUGUCCCGCCCGCCCUCAGAGCCCGCCCUGCACCCCUGCCCCCCGCCCCAGGCCCCCGCCCCCCUGCCGGGCAUCUUUGUCAUCCAGAACCAGCUGGGUGUCCCCCCACCUGCUGGUCCCCCGGCCCCCACUGCCCCCGGCCCACCCCAGCCUCCUCUGCGCCCCCCGUCCCAGCCCCCAGAGGGACCCCUGCCCUCGGCCCCCCACCUCCCUUCAGCCUCCACCUCCUCUGCCACACCUGCCACCUCCUCCGAGACACCCACCAGGCUGUCAGCCCCAACAACGGCCGACUUCCAGCUCCAGUUCCCAGCCGGUCAGGGACCCCACAAGUCCCCCACGCCCCCUCCCACCCUCCACCUGGUCCCCGAACCCACAGCACCCCCACCGCCACCUCCUCGGAGCUUCCAGAUGGUGACACCCCCCUUCACCGCGCUGCCCCAGCCCAAGGGUCUUCUGGAAAGGUUUCACCAGGUGCCGACUGGAAUCAUUAUCCAGAACAAGGCUGGGGGGACCCCCGCCGCCCCCCAGACCUCCACCAGCCUGGGGCCCCAUGCCAGCCCCACUGCCUCGGUGCUGGUCAGCGGGCAGGUCCCAUCCGGAACUGUCGCUGCCCCCAGCCAUCCCCCUGCCCCAUCACCCAUGACCACUGCAGGCCACCCUCCUCUGCUUCCUGCCGAGAGCAAGUCUUUUCCCAGCAACCUCGCGCCCCUGAGUGUGGCCAAGGUGGGCAAGUCCUCGGGACUGCAGGGUGAGAGCCGGCUGGGUAGUGCCAAGAAGCAGCCCACGCUGCAGCCCAGCAAGGAGGCCUGUUUCCUGGAGCAUUUGCACAAACAUCAGGGCUCCGUCCUGCACCCCGAUUACAAGACCGCCUUCCCCUCCUUCGAGGAUGCUCUGCACCGCCUCCUGCCUUACCACGUCUACCAGGGCGCCCUGCCCUCCCCCAGCGACUAUCACAAGGUGGAUGAGGAGUUCGAGACGGUCUCCACGCAGCUGCUGAAGAGGACCCAGGCGAUGCUCAAUAAAUACCGCCUCCUUCUGCUGGAGGAGUCCCGGAGGGUGAGCCCCUCGGCAGAGAUGGUCAUGAUUGACCGGAUGUUCAUCCAAGAGGAGAAGACCACCCUCGCACUGGACAAGCAGCUGGCCAAGGAGAAGCCAGACGAAUACGUGUCUUCCUCGCGCUCGCUCGGCCUCCCCGUCACCGCAUCUUCCGAGGGACCCCGGCCCGCGGGGCCCGGCCACCCGCCGCCCGCGGCCGCCGGGGCCCCGGCGCCGCCGCCGCUGCACCUGCCCACCAAGCUGGUGAUCCGGCACGGCGGCGCGGGCGGGUGCCCAUCGGUCACCUGGGCCCGGGCGGCGGCGGCGGCCUCACCGGCCGCCUCGGCCCUGGACGCCGAUGAGGACGGCCCGAUGCCCUCGCGCAACCGGCCGCCCAUCAAGACGUACGAGGCGCGCAGCCGCAUCGGCCUGAAGCUCAAGAUCAAGCAGGAGGCCGGCCUGAGCAAGGUGGUGCACAACACGGCGCUGGACCCCGUGCACCAGCCGCCGCCCAGCGCCCUCAAGGCGGCCGAGACGCCGCCGCCGCCGCCGCUGCCCGCGCCCGGCCAGAUGAACGGCUCCGUGGAGCACCCGCCCGCGGCCGAGCGCAAGGCCCCGGCGCCGCACUGCCCGCGCCUGCCCCUGCGCAAGACCUACCGGGAGAACGUGGAGGCGCCGGGCGCGGCCGACGGGGGCGCGGCGGCCGGCCGGGCGCGCGCGGGCAGUUCCCCCCCGCCGCCGCUGCCCAGCAAGGUGGACGAGGCCACUAGCGGCCUGAUCCGCGAGCUGGCCGCCGUGGAGGACGAGCUGUACCAGCGCAUGCUGAAGACGGCGCCCCCCGAACCCCCGGCCGGCGCCGGCCAGGGCAGCGGCAGCCGCGAGCCGGCCUGGGAGGGGCCCCCGCUGCCCGCGCUGCCCCCCGCCAAGCGGCGCAAGUCCGAGUCGCCGGAUGUGGACCAGGCGAGCUUCUCAAGCGACAGCCCGCAGGACGCGGCGCUCACCGAGCACCUGCAGAGCGCCAUCGACAGCAUCCUCAACCUGCAGCAGGCCCCGGGCCGGCCCCCCGCCGCCGGCGCGCCCGCGCCCCCCGCCCCGCACCCGCACCCCGCACCCGCCGCGCGCUCGCCCCUGCACAGGCCCGACGCCUACCCGCCCGCCAGCCACAACGGCGGCCUGGGCGCCAGGACAUGGGACAGAUAACAGCGGGGGGCUGCCCCGCGGGGGGACCCUCGCGCCCGCCACGCAGACCUCAGCCUCCGGGGGCACAGCUGGGAACCCCCGCCCCGCCCCCCAGUUUCUUGCCUAAGUUAUUUGAGUCACAAAGGCCUCCCUCC